AUUCAAUUUCUAUUUUGGAAAAAAAUAUCCUCGUUCUGCUCUGCUUGAUUCUAUUUAUUUUUAUAUUUAUUUUGUUUGAUCCACUCAAUUUUAUACUGGGCAAGAUUUUUUUCGUCUCGUCGUUGAAUUAUGAGCACAAGUUCGUUCUGAUUUUUUCUUCUUUCAAGCGGUCGAUCGGUUCCUCUUCUUCUUCUGAGUGCGCUGCGUGGGCGGCGCGCACAUGUUGGCGGUCCUGACGGCUCCGGCGAUCGGACGUCGGGCCGACAGCACAUCGCUGUCCCCGCUGACGUCGUUGACGGAGCUCAUGGAUCCCUCGCUUCGUCUUCCCGUAGAGCAGUCACUCGCCGCUCGGUACUCCGAAUGGGUAGCGGAGGCUCUCGACGAGAUCCAGGGUUGCUUCCUCAUCACCGACCCUGACAUCGCCGGCCACCCCAUCGUGUUCGCCAGCCGGGGGUUCCUUGCCAUGUCCGGGUACUCGCUCGAGGAGGUGCUCGGCCGGAACGGCCGGAUCUUCCAGGGAGCUGCCACCGACAGGCAAUCGGUGAUGGAGAUUAGGGAGGCGAUACGGGAGGAGCGGACGCUCCAGAUUAGCUUGCUUAAUUACAGAAAAGACGGGACGCCGCAUUGGAUACUCUUCCACCUCUUCCCGGUAUUUGGAGUGGAGGACGGCAGGGUCGCCCACUUCGUGGCGGUCCAAGUGCCGAUCCCGAGGCGAUCGAGGUGCUUGAGAUCUUUGGCGGAGAAUAGGCAUGAGGGAGGGACGGGAAGGUUCCUCGUGGCUUGCCGGAACGAGUUUCGAUCGGACUACAAAUUGGGUUGUAACCCAGUUGUUGAAUUGUUUGUGGACGUCGACAACAGAGGAUUGGAAGCUGAGGAGUCACGCCAUGCAACCGAGCAAGAGAAGGAGAAGGCAUGCGAUGCUGCCAACAGCAUCCUUUCUACUCUGGCUCAUUAUAGCAAGCUGACAGGCAGAGUGAUCAGCGACAAAAGACGCAGUGAGGCAGGCAUUUCUGCUAUCAACUCAUCCCUUGUUAUAUCUCUUGGUAGAAUCAAACAGAGUUUUGUAUUGACUGAUAUUCAGUUGCCUCAGAUGCCCAUUGUCUAUGCUAGUGACGAGUUCUUAAACCUGACAGGUUAUUCCAGACAUGAAGUUUUGGGACGCGAAUGUUGGUUCUUGAACGGACCUGAUACAGAUGCAGAUGUUUUACAUCAGAUUAGGCAGAGCAUUCAGGCUGAGCAUUCUUGCACAGUUCGUCUUCUAAACUAUAGGAAGGAUAGAAGCUCGUUCUGGAAUUUAUUUCAUAUUUCACCUGUGAGAAAUGCAUCUGGCAAGAUAGCGUUUUACGUUAGUGUUCAGAUGGACGAGAAUGCAAAGAGCAAUGAGCAUGGUUUGAGUCCACACAUGAGGCAGCUUGGUGUCGUGGGUGCAGUCAAGGUUGCUGUCAGAAGUUUAUCGAUGUGUGCCGGUCCUUCAAGGCGAUGAUUGUCGUAGGGAAAAACAAUGUAGUUUUUACCGGGUUAAUAGUUCUUUCCAGGUUUGUUUUUUUUUCACGCUCUUUCUUUUGCUCUUCCCGCUAUAAUGACAGAAAAUGCUCUCAGGCCGAAAAAAGAAAUUAUAGUGUUUGUGUUCUCCUAUAUAAAAUAACUGCCUCAAUGAAAAUUGAACAUAUUCUUACUGACUGUUGAAGAGGAGUACUUGGAACUCAUCAAAAGUUCUAAAUAUAAUCUGUAAAUGAUGAUAGUGAAUCAGUAGUCUUGGACAUGACUCUAGAAUAUCCGUGUAUAUCUCAUUCUUUGGAUAAUAAUUAUGCGUUUGUA
Zingiber officinale is the source of this 1818-nucleotide messenger RNA. RefSeq names its product protein TWIN LOV 1-like. Bases 221 to 1483 code for a protein of 420 amino acids. NCBI's taxonomy places the organism in Eukaryota, Viridiplantae, Streptophyta, Magnoliopsida, Zingiberales, Zingiberaceae. The transcript is spliced from 7 exons. Gene Ontology annotation, cellular component: nucleus. The record is from RefSeq and is a predicted model, not a curated record.